AUGGCAACUACCGAUUCGCAAGAGUCGAAAUGUGACGUGAUGAUGCUUGCGACAUGGAUGGCGAGAUGCGGCAUCAAUGCUCGCAUUGUGGACAAGCGCGGUACCAAGAUCUAUGCUGGUCAAGCCGAUGGGCUGCAGCUACGUAGUCUGGAGAUUUUCGAUAGCUUUGGCUUUGCAGACAGAGCAUGGAAAGAGGCAAACCAUUUGAUAGAGUUCUGCAUGUGGAAUCCCGGCGAAGAUGGUUUGAUACGUCGCUCAGAUCGCGUACCGGAUGUACCCGUUGGUCUCUCCCGAUUCAAGGAGAUUGUACUCCACCAAGGCCGGAUCGAGCGCUUCUUCCUUGACCAUAUCAAAAAGCAUACCAAGAACUCGUUACAAGUCGAGCGUGGCGUGCUUCCCGAAGCGCUCCAUAUCGAUGACAAUCUAGUCAGCGACCACUCCUCCGAUAACUACCCAAUUACUGUGCAGCUGCGAUAUCUUAGCGAAGAAGAAGCGAAGCCGGCCCAGAGCAAGGGAUCAGUUGUCAACGAUGGCCUUUUCAGGAGCAAUCUUGCAGAGGACGACACGGAAGAUUUGAUUGCAAACAGCAGAAAGAACCAGAGCGGUACAGAGACUGUAAAGGCAAAAUACGUCGUGGGCUGCGAUGGCGCCCAUAGCUGGACCAGAAAACAGCUCGGAUUUGAGCUCGAAGGAGAGCCAACGGACCACAUCUGGGGUGUCCUUGACAUCAUUCCCAUUACCGACUUCCCUGAUGUGCGGAUGCGUUGCGCUAUACACAGCGCAUCUGCUGGAUCCAUGAUGAUCAUUCCCCGCGAGAACAAGAUGGCUCGUCUCUAUAUUCAGCUUACGGAAAUCAAGCCUGAUGCCAGUGGCCGGGCAGACCGGUCGAAGAUUACCCCAGAAACCAUUAUCACGGCUGCACAGAAGAUCAUCGCGCCCUACAAGCUGACGUACGAGUACUGCGACUGGUGGACAGCGUACCAGAUUGGUCAGCGUGUAGGCAAGAACUUUGAGCGUGAUAGCCGUGUAUUCCUGGCUGGUGAUGCCGUGCAUACACACUCGCCCAAGGCUGGUCAAGGUAUGAACGUGUCAAUGCAGGAUGCGUACAAUCUCGGCUGGAAGCUGGGCUUGGUGGUCAAGGGAGUUGCCCAACCUAGCAUUUUGAAAACAUAUCAGUCUGAGCGGAGGCGGAUUGCACAGGAUCUCAUUGCCUUUGAUCACAAGUUUUCGCGACUGUUCUCCGGCCGACCGGCCAAAGACCUCAUGGAUGAAGAGGGUGUGAGCAUGUCGGAAUUCAAAGAGGCCUUCCUCAAGGGCAACUUAUUUGCAACCGGUCUCUCAGUCGAUUACGGAACGAGCAUGCUAGUAGGCAAAGCAGGCAACGCCGCCGAGCAAGGCGACGGCACCGACGUCUCAUCCGAGAUCCAGCUCGUCGGCAAGCAAGAGCUCGCGUCCAAGACGCCACUGGGCAUGCGCUUCCCCAACUACCAAGUGCUAAACCAAGCCAGCGCUCGCGCAUACGACUUCCAGCCCAAACUCGCGAGUGACGGUCGCUUCCGCAUCAUCGUCUUCGCCGGUAAUGUAGUUAAUCCCUCGCAGAGCGCCCGCCUACAAGCCUUUUGCAAGUACAUGACCUCAUCACCAAUACUGGCUCCUCAUCUUCACAAGAACAUUGAGGUGCUUACUCUGCAUUCGUCCAAGCGCAUCGACGUCGAACUUCUCAAGGACUUCCCAGAGGUGCUACAUCCGUUUGAUGCACGGACGGGAUGGGACUACGACAAGGUCUAUGUAGAUGAUGAAGCGUACCACGAGGGCUUUGGUGAUGCGUAUGGCGGGUAUGGGGUAGGUAGGGAGACGGGAUGCGUAGUUGUUACGAGGCCGGAUCAAUAUGUGGGGUUCAUUGAUGGGGUGGAUGAGGAGGGGGCCAAGGGCGUGGAAGGGUACUUUGAGGGGAUACUUGUGGGGUAG
Pyrenophora tritici-repentis Pt-1C-BFP is the source of this 1968-nucleotide messenger RNA. NCBI's taxonomy places the organism in Eukaryota, Fungi, Ascomycota, Dothideomycetes, Pleosporales, Pleosporaceae. The record is from RefSeq and is a predicted model, not a curated record.